Messenger RNA from Penicillium atrosanguineum, 2577 nucleotides. RefSeq names its product threonine/serine exporter family protein. The record is from RefSeq and is a predicted model, not a curated record. The transcript has a single exon. Gene Ontology annotation, molecular function: transmembrane transporter activity. Lineage: Eukaryota; Fungi; Ascomycota; Eurotiomycetes; Eurotiales; Aspergillaceae. Bases 1 to 2577 code for a protein of 858 amino acids. Gene Ontology annotation, biological process: transmembrane transport.
AUGGCAGACUCAAUCCCCAACCCGCACCCCAGCCCGGCCGAAGAAUACGACGAAAUUCCAUUUCCAAUUAUCACGCCGCCUGCAAUUAGCAGCAGGAACAGUCUUGAGCGUGAAGUCACCGCGGAUGCGCACCAAUACGAGGCGGGGCUGCACGAUCCCGCGCCGGCGCCAGAGCCUCCAGUCGAGCAUCGAAUCCGGUCGCCGCGGGUGCGCUUCGAAUCUAUCAGACGCUCAAUAAGCAGUAGGUAUCAUCCCGACCAUCAAACCAACAACCGCAUCUUUUCCGAUCGGUCUGAUGCACCUCUGCUGCCACCCACGGAGCUAAGCGAAGUCCCUUUGGUCGGCUCCGGAACCAUCACCCCGCCUGCCCCCGCAUACUCGCGUAGCGGACUCGGUACUAGUACCACGCCAGAGGAAUGGCCGUCUCGCGACUCUGCCGACCCGGAGAAGCAUGGACACUCUGGAUUCAUAGAGCGGACUACUUCCGCUCGCAAUCGAUUCCUUCAUGCUGGUCAGAUUAUCCGACAGAAGACUCACCGGCUAGGUGAGCGACUCGGUCGGCCUGAAGAUGAAGGAGAGCCUCUCAAUGCAUCGGUUCUCCUUGAUGACUUCGAAGGAGGGAUCCCCAUGGAGGAGCUCCAGGCACGCCGAGCUCGUCAGGAAUCAGACAGAUUGCAAGCCAUCGAAACUGGCGAGACCCUUAUUGAGCCCCCGCCCAGUGCUGAGGCUCAUCGUCUGGUGCGCAGCAUGACCCAGGUCCAGGAUAAGCUGAAGCGCAAGCCGCAAAGUGCCUACCAGCGAUCUGGAACCACCACGCCCGAGGGGGUCAUUCGAGACUUCGCAACCCGCCGGCGAUCCAGCGGGCUUGCUGGCGGCAGUGGCAUCUUGUCCCAGUUGCUGAAGCUGCAUGCGAGCCAGACGGCAGGCUCUCGCCCCGAGAGUGUCAUUACCGAUGACUCGGACAGCGACACUCAAGUUUCAUCGGGUGCGACAACCCCGAAGAAGGGCGGUUCGCUCUCUCCUUCCAUGCCGACUUCUGGGGCUGUCACUCCUCGCAAGGAAAAGCUCAAGUGGUACAAAAAAUCUGCCCACCGCUCCACCUCAUCAUUGAUCGAUGCUUCUAUGAACCUGAGCGGUACCAGCCUCCCAGCCGCCACCGAGGCUGUCCAGGGUGGCAGGCGACGCAAGAGGGGCAAGCGUAAGACUCGUCUGGAGGACGAGAUUCGUGUCACUGUUCACAUUGCUGAGAUUAUUGCCCGUCAACGUUACAUCAUGCAGCUGUGCCGUGCGCUCAUGCGCUAUGGUGCUCCCACCCACCGUCUCGAGGAGUACAUGCAGAUGACCGCCCGUGUGCUUGAGGUGUCGGGUCAGUUCCUGUAUCUCCCAGGCUGUAUGAUCAUGUCAUUUGAUGAUCCGACCACUCGCACCGCCGAGGUGAAACUAGUGCGCAUGGUGCAAGGCGUUGACCUCGGUCGGCUCGCCGACACCCACAACGUUUACAAAAACGUCGUGCACGAUCUGAUCGGUGUCGAAGAGGCGACCCACGAGCUUGACGAGAUUAUGUCUCGCAAGCCGCGCUUCAACAAAUGGAUCAUUGUCCUCACGUACGGCUUUGCCAGUGCCACUGUCGGUCCUUUCGCUUUCGAAGCUCGCCCGAUCGAUAUGCCGGUCAUUUUCCUGCUCGGUUGCUUGGUCGGGUUCAUGCAACAUAUCUUAGCUCCACGCUCCGUUCUCUACUCUAACGUCUUUGAAGUCACGGCUGCUGUCCUGACCUCUUUCCUUGCUCGCGCUCUGGGCAGUAUUCGACACAACGGUGAACCACUUUUCUGCUUCUCGGCUCUAGCGCAAUCGUCAAUCGCUCUUAUCCUCCCCGGCUUCAUGGUUCUUUGUAGCAGUCUGGAACUGCAAUCGCACCAAAUUAUCGCCGGAUCCAUUCGAAUGGUCUACGCCAUUAUCUACUCCCUCUUCCUCGGUUACGGCAUCACAGUUGGUACCACUAUCUACGGUCUUAUCGAUGGUAACGCCACCAAUGCUUCCUCAUGUUCCAACUUGGAUGUUUGGGGAUCAGUAUACACUCGCGAAUUUCCCUUCGUCGCUAUCUACGCCGUUUUUCUCGCAAUAGUCAACCACGGCAAAUGGAAACAGAUGCCGGUCAUGGUUUUCAUCGCUGUGUGCGGCUACAUCACAAAUUACUUCUCUCAAUCCAAACUGGGCACCCAGUCCGAAGUCGCCAACACCGUGGGCGCUUUCACCAUCGGUGUCCUGGGCAAUCUUUAUAGUCGCCUGUGGCACGGUCACGCCGCCACGGCCAUUCUCCCGGGUAUAUUCGUACUCGUUCCCUCUGGUCUCGCCUCCAGUGGUUCCUUAAUAGCUGGACUGCAAUACGCCAACGAGGUCCGACAGAACCUCAAGACCUCCGGCAACAGCACAUCCACCAGCGUACUAUCCGAAACAUCCGUCGCUAGUCUCGGUCUCGGUAUGAUUCAGGUCGCCAUCGGCAUUACCGUCGGCCUGUUUAUCGCUGCCCUUAUCGUCUACCCAUACGGUAAGAAGCGAACUGGUCUGUUCAGCUUCUAA